Molecule: messenger RNA, 4268 nt
Organism: Clarias gariepinus (North African catfish)
Lineage: Eukaryota; Metazoa; Chordata; Actinopteri; Siluriformes; Clariidae
Gene: dhx29
Product: DEAH (Asp-Glu-Ala-His) box polypeptide 29
Exons: 28
Coding region: 122-4183 (1353 amino acids)
Biological process (GO): translational initiation
Cellular component (GO): intracellular anatomical structure
Molecular function (GO): ATP binding; RNA helicase activity; RNA binding
Source: RefSeq, a predicted model, not a curated record
UGCACAGAGCUGUGCGUGGACCGGAGGAGCGUUCUGUUUUCAUACUGAGGUUUUUAUUCUACAGUCCGGUUCUGAGGGCUGGUCCUGAGUGCUGGUUCUGAGUGCUGGUUCUGAGAUCUUCAUGGGCGGGAAGAAGAAGAAAUCCGCACCUGGCGGCUCAGCGGCCGGGGCUCCAGAUGCUGCAGCAAAGAAACAACCACAACAACAACCACAACAACAACAACCUCAACUACAACCUCAACAGCAGAAAGCAAACUGCAGUAAAACUAAAGCACCGAAGACCUACAGCCUCUCGAGCAGCAACUCAUCUCAGGGGGGCAGCGGUGCAUCUGGGGACCAGGCAGUUCUCAAAGUUGUUCUUCAUCCUGAUCUGGAGAAAAAGAUCAUCAAGCUGAUUAACGAGCACAGAGAGGAGCAUGCAGAGAAAGGCCCGAUAUCCGGCAGAAUCACUUCUAAGAAGCUGUUGGAUCUGUACACGGCUCUGCAGAAGUUCGGCUUUAAGACGCAGCACAUCGAGGAGGCCAUGAAGAGCAGCGUGCUGUACGGAGGCGACCUCCACUCAGCGCUCGACUGGCUCUGUCUCAAUCUCAGAGACGAUGAGCUGCCGGAGGGCUUCAGCCAGAGUUUACGCGAACAGGAGCGCAGCAAGAGCCGAGCCAAGUUUCAGGAUCGGCAAGAAGAGAAAAGCAGAGCUGUGAGCCAACCCAACAUCCCCAAACCUGAGGAACAGCAGCGAGCCAAGGUGAAAGAAGACGGGACGAGUAUGAAGGAGUGGAUUCUGAGAUACGCAGAACAGAACGAGGAGGAGAGCAGCGAGGAAGAGGAGGAGAGGAACGGAGACGGAGCUCACGGCCCAGAGACGGACAAGAAAUUCGAUCCGAACGAGCGCUAUCUGACGCUAACGGCUCAGCUGUAUGACGCGAUGGAGAUGGCCUCGGACGCCAAAGCCAAGAAGGACAAAGCGGGACAGCGGAGUGCGCAGGACCGCAUCCGGGUCAUACAGCAGGAGAUGAAGCCGUUGGAGUCUCACCCGCUGUUUAACCCGGCGAUCAAAAUGACCGAGGCUCCUAGAGCAGAGAAGAAACCUUCUCCCGCUGUUGCCUCGAACGACGAGCUCAACUUCAACCUGUUCGAGAAAGCCGAUCAAACGCCCGCAGAGAAACCCGAAAAGGCGAAGAAGGAGCCGAAGGACGUCCGUGAUUUCGACUACACGGGACGCAGCUGGACGGGAAAGUCGCCCAAACAGUUCCUGAUCGACUGGUGCAGGAAGAACCUGCCUAAAAGCCCGGCGCCGUCCUUCCAAAAAGUUCAAGCUGGGAGACACUGGAAGUGCAAGGUGCGUAUUCAGAGGCCGGAUGACGUGUUGGAGGUUUGUCCCACCAUUGUGACGGAGGACAGCAUGCAGGCUCAGCACUUAGCAGCCACGCUUGCUCUCUAUACCCUGGUUAAAGGACAAUCUGUCCAUCAGCUCCUCCCUCCUCCGUACCGGGACGUUUGGUUGGAGUGGCGUGACGGAGAGCAGCAGCAGGAGGAGCGCACUCGCACGGCCAUUAACAAACCACGCGACCAGUUCAUCUCCCGCCUCCUCGCCCGCGUCAAACAGCAGCAGCCCCUAACGGAGGCCGGGGCCACAGACACGAGCCCCUCACACGGCCCCGAGGACUCAUGGGAAGCUCUGGCGGACGCGGAGGACGAGGAGAAAGAAGACAGGAAGGAUGAGAAGGACGAGGAAGAGACGUCGCGCUCGCUGUUUUUACAGCUGCGUGACUCAGGGCUAGCACUCAGGUUGUUGACCGAGCGCCAGCGGCUCCCUGUGUUUCAGCACCGCUCACGAGUGGUCGAGGCUCUAAAGCGCCACCGCGUGGUGGUCAUCGCGGGAGAGACAGGAAGUGGGAAAAGCACCCAAAUCCCUCAGUUCAUCCUGGAGGACGUGCUGGGAAAAGACGAGCGGAAAACUGGGAGGUGUAACAUAGUGGUGACUCAGCCGAGGAGGAUCUCGGCCAUGAGCCUCGCCAGCAGGGUUAAUCAGGAGCUGGGGAGCGAGGACCAACCGGGGAGCAGGAACUCGCUGUGUGGAUAUCAGAUCCGGAUGGAGAACCGCUCCAGUGCGUCCACACGCCUCCUUUACUGCACCACUGGCGUCCUGCUGAGGAAACUACAACAAGAUCCGCUCCUGUCCUCCGUCACACACGUCAUCGUCGAUGAGGUCCAUGAGCGCAGCGUGCAGUCGGACUUCCUCCUGCGCAUACUUAAGGACGUGGUCCACAAGCGCUCCAACCUGCACCUCAUCCUCAUGAGCGCCACGGUGGACUGCGACAAGUUCGCUCUCUACUUCAACCGCUGUCCCGUCAUCACCAUCCCGGGCAAGACCUUCCCUGUAGAGGUGUUUCACUUGGAGGACAUAGUGGAGGAGACGGGCUACGUGUUGGAACAGGACUCGGAGUACGCUCAGAAAUUGAUGGAGGAAGAGGAGGACAUCAGUGUGUCCGUCUCGCAGAAAGGAGGACGAGCUGUGCAGUACCAGGAGACGAUCGUGCGCAGCCCCGGUGCAUGCUGGGAUCUGGGCCCGGAUCUGGAUCAUUUCAGCAGUCGGACCCGUCAGGCUCUGCAGCACAUGAAUCCCAACAAGAUCAACAUGGAGCUCAUCCUGGAGCUGCUCGAUUACCUGGAUAAGUCGCCCCAGUUUGCGUCAGUAGAGGGCGCCGUGCUGCUGUUCCUGCCCGGCCUGGCUCACAUCCAGGAGCUCUUUGACCUCCUCAGCACCGACAAGAGGUUCAACUGUAAGGACAGGUAUAAGCUGGUUGCUCUCCACUCGACGUUCUCAUCUCAGAACCAGGCUGCAGCGUUUACAGCACCGCCUGCUGGAGUCAGGAAGAUUGUUCUGUCUACGAACAUCGCCGAGACUGGGGUGACCAUUCCAGACGUGGUGUUCGUCAUCGACACGGGGAAGACUAAAGAAAAUCGGUAUCAUGAAGGCAGUCAGAUGAGCUCUCUGGUGGAAACCUUUGUAAGUAAAGCGAGUGCGGUCCAGAGACAGGGGCGAGCUGGACGCGUCCGAAACGGUUUCUGCUUUCGCCUCUACACUAAAACCAGGUUUACCAGUUUUAACGAUUACACAAAACCCGAGAUACUCCGAGUGCCACUAGAGGAGCUCUGUCUUCACAUCAUGAAGUGUGAAUACGGCUCCCCAGAGGACUUCCUGUCUCUUGCCGUGGACGUGCCGCCUCAGCAGGCUGUCUGCAACGCGGUGAGCAUGCUGAGAAAGAUCGGUGCGUGUCAGAAGGAGGGAUACAAACUCACACCGCUCGGACUUCACCUCGCAUCGCUCCCCGUCGACGUCAAGAUCGGCAAGAUGCUCAUCUACGGCGCCAUCCUGGGCUGCCUGGAGCCGGUCGCCACCAUAGCAGCCGCCAUUUCGGAGAAAUCUCCGUUCUCCGUUCCCAUGAACAGGAGGGAGGAGGCCAACCUGGUCAGAGAAGCUUUAGCAACAGCCAACUCUGAUCACCUGACCAUUUACACCGCUUACCAAGGGUGGAAGAAAGCAAGUCGUGAUGGCCCUCGUGCUGAAAUGUCGUACUGCAGGAAACACUUCCUGAACCGAAACGCUCUCAUCACCAUCGAGAACAUGAAACAGGAACUCAUGCGCAUGGUGCAGCAGACCGGCCUGAGCUGCACCUCUCCACCUGCGUUCUCCAAACAGGAAGUGCCGGUUGUGGUGGCCGUGCUGACCGCCGGUGUGUACGACAACAUAGGACGCAUCCUCCCGGUUCCCUCCAUCCUCCCUGAGGAGAGCGUGGCCUGCACGGUGGAGACGCCACAGGGGAAAGCGCAGGUCCAUCUGUCCUCCGUUAACCGCAACCUCCAGACGUAUGGCUGGCUCCUCUACCAGGAGAAGGUCAAAUACUCAAAGGUGUAUUUGCGCGACACCACCCUCACAUCUCCGUUCCCCAUCCUGCUGUUUGGUGGCGACAUCGACGUUCAGCACCGGGAAAGACUCGUCUCUGUGGACGGAUGGAUCCACUUCCAGGCCCCAGUGAGAAUCAGUGUGAUCUUUAAACACCUGCGUCAGCUCCUUGACCUGCUGCUGGAGAGAAAGUUGGUGAAUUCCAAACACAGUCUGGAAGAUGAGAAGACCAUACAGAUCAUUCUAGAACUGAUUAAAUCUGAGAAAAUUCCACGCUGAAGCACCAGAGCGCAUGCUGGAAAAAUAAUGAAAUCUUGUAUCGUGUAAAUGUUACCAAAUAAAACCAAGAAGUAUUUUAAUUCUA